Gryllus bimaculatus (two-spotted cricket) is the source of this 468-nucleotide messenger RNA. Lineage: Eukaryota; Metazoa; Arthropoda; Insecta; Orthoptera; Gryllidae. The record is from the annotation of a GenBank genome assembly.
AUGAGGAGGACGGUGCGCAGGUACGCCCCGCACUGGCUGUUCCCUGAGAGAGUCUACCCAGACUACGUGUCCGGAAGUGCGUACGUAAUAACUGGCACCUCCCUGGAGCUCCUCUUCCAAGAGGCUAUGGACACGCCCCUGCUGCCGAUAGAAGACGUCUUCCUCACCGGGAUAGUAGGCGGUAGCCGACUCGGCAUUCCACUGGUGCACAUUUCUCGCUUCUGGACUGAUGACACGCGGUUCGAAGAGUCAAAGAGGAUCUAUCAUCACUGUGCCUACCAUCACAUGUUGGCCACGCACCACGUUACACCAGAGAUGCUACGACAGAUGUGGAAACCGCUGGUUCAGCUGCAGCCCGCUCGAGAGUGCGACACGUUACUCAUGCACAUUCUGGGGCACCUCUUCACUCCUGGCUCCUACCAAGUUGUAACAGACGACCCAUGGUGAUAAUUGCUGAAUUUCUACCCU